Messenger RNA from Ipomoea triloba (trilobed morning glory), 1401 nucleotides. RefSeq names its product aspartic proteinase CDR1-like. The transcript has a single exon. Gene Ontology annotation, biological process: proteolysis. The coding region runs from base 1 to 1290 and encodes 429 amino acids. Gene Ontology annotation, cellular component: extracellular region. The record is from RefSeq and is a predicted model, not a curated record. Lineage: Eukaryota; Viridiplantae; Streptophyta; Magnoliopsida; Solanales; Convolvulaceae. Gene Ontology annotation, molecular function: aspartic-type endopeptidase activity.
AUGCCGUCUAAAUCCAUGGGUUUAAUUGUGGUUUUGACGUCUGUUUUUGCUUUGCUAUCUGCUCAAACCAUUAAUGGCGUCACUGUUAAGCUCAUACACCCUAACUCCCCUUCAAACCCUAAUCGCAACCCUUCCAGCAACCGAUUUGAUUGGAUCCAACAGGCGUAUAACAACACUCGAUCACGCGCCGCCUUUAUCCAGAAUCGCCUCGGAGUCAACGAUUCUUUCAAAUUCAAGACCGAUAUGAUGCCCUACGGGGGCGGAUAUUUCAUGAAGUACUCUAUUGGUACGCCGCCGUUUGAAUCCUACGGCAUCGCCGAUACCGGCAGCGACUUCACGUGGACUCAGUGCCAACCGUGCACGGAUUGCUUCCCGCAAAUCCCGCCCAUAUUUGACCCGAAGAAUAGCAAUUCGUACAAGACGACGUCGUGCGAUUCGGAUAAAUGUUCUAUCUUCGGCACUCCCUGUUCCGACCAAAAAGUUUGCCAGUAUUACGUGAUCUACGGCGGCCUGUCCCAUACCGCCGGCGAUGUGGCUACCGAUACCCUAACAAUCGGCGACGGCUCCUUCACGAACGUGAUGUUCGGCUGCGGCCACAACAAUUCCGGCUUCCCGAACGUGACCUCCGGAAUUUUCGGGCUCGGAUACUCCAACGUGUCGAUCGUCAAGCAGUUGAGUAACGAAAUCUCCGGAAAAUUCGCUUAUUGCCUGUCUCCUCAGCCUGAUUCCAAAAGCUAUAUAAGUUUCGGAAAAGACGCCAUUGUUACCGGUCCUGAUGCAGUUUCAAUUCCCUUCUCUUUAAGCCUUGACAAAACUAUAUUUUACUGGCUCACCUUAGAAAGCAUGAGCGCCGGCGACAAAAACUUCCCGGUGAAGCAAUCUUCCCCUUCCGACAUCGGCAAUCAGGCCGCGGCCAGCGGCAACGUUAUCAUUGAUUCAGGGACGACGAUGACUAUCAUCCCGACCUAUAUGUUCAAUAGUCUGAAAUCGGAACUUAUGAAACAGAUCCCGGCGACUCCCCUAGAUGAUCCUCGAGGGCUAUGCUACUCGACAAGUGAUAAAAUUACAGUGCCGAAAAUUGUUGCACAUUUUUCUGGUGGGGAUAUAGAGUUGUCACCUCGGGGAUCAUUCCAGGAAGUAGAAGAAGGUAUCUCUUGUUUCACAAUAAUUCCGGAUCAACACUUGGGUAUAUUCAUCUUCGGCAACCUGUCCGAGGUAGAUCACCUUGUUGGAUAUGAUUUGGAAGCCCAGACAGUCACCUUCAAGCCUGCUGAUUGCUCCAAAUUUUAAUUAAGCUUCUAUCCAGGCUAGUUUUUGCUAUUUAGCAUUUCAUCAGUUUGCAUUUUAAUUCGUUGGUGUACGUUUUGGACUGUAGCUGUCAAUUCAAUAAGUUUUAUAACA